Messenger RNA from Athalia rosae (coleseed sawfly), 4380 nucleotides. RefSeq lists its product as uncharacterized. The transcript is spliced from 7 exons. Bases 1071 to 4298 code for a protein of 1075 amino acids. Gene Ontology annotation, biological process: lipid metabolic process. The record is from RefSeq and is a predicted model, not a curated record. Lineage: Eukaryota; Metazoa; Arthropoda; Insecta; Hymenoptera; Athaliidae. Gene Ontology annotation, molecular function: lipase activity.
GUUCGAGCCACGAAGCUCCCGCGGCAGCGUCAAACUUCAUCCAACUCUCUCUUUACUCGAUAAGGUUUAAGUGCGCUCCGUGUCUCGGUUUAGUUUGAACUCGUUCCAAAGUCUUCGAUCCAGGUUAUAUACGCUGGCAAAAAGUGACAAAUUAACUUCAAAACCAAAGACUAAAUACUCAGUGUACAAAUAAAUGUAUUCUUAAUUUAAAAAAAAAAAAAUUUGCUUGGGGGAAAAAACCGAAGCGUCCUGAAUGAAGCUAUGAGUCUGAUGAGCCUUACGACCGUCGCCUUGAAGAAAAAACACGAAAACGCCGCGUUUAUUUGUGCAUAUCCGCUGCAGCUGCAGCAGUGGUUGAAGUAAUUAGGAAUUCUUUUUUCAAGCGUCUUUCAAUCAUUUAAACUACCGCAGCUGAUUACCGACACUUCCUAACAAAUUUGGUGAGCCGUGCACAAAAAUUAGGCAAACUAAAAAAUAAAACUGCAGAAAGAAAGAAAUGAAAACGCCAAAGAGUGUAAACCAUCAAUUAACACGGAGUGAAGCUUUGAGAUAAUUAUGUAAAAAGGAAAUACGAGUCUUCGUUUGAAAUGCAAUCAGUGGUAUGCACUUUGUAAUAGAGACAUUAGAAUUAUCACGGAAUUUAGACAUUAGUCUAGUUUACUAGUUCAGAAAAAAAGAAAGGAAGAAAAAGGAAAAGAAAAUCACUUUAUAAAGUAGGCGAUAUAUUAUACACGGGACUGUGAUAAAUAAAAGUGUGGAAUAAAUAAUUGUCUAAACAAUAUUGACGUGAUCAUUUUUUCUAUGGUAUAGAGUUCUCCUAUAAUUUAUACCUAUAUCUUUGCAUAUAAAUGUUAAGACUGAGCAAUAACAAAAACGACGACAGAAUACGAAUCGCCGGUUAUUAAAACUAUCACCGCGUGUUACAAACCGAUACAUAUAUCCUUAACGAUAUUGUUUACAAUCGUUCGCAACUAUAGCUUCAUGCUAUUAGAGGAAGUAAAAUUUACGGUUUUAAACAUGGAGGCUUAAAUAUUAUGAUCAAUUAUACGAUUUUUUAAAUUUUACCUGCGAUGAUCGGCAAACUACUUUUGGCGGGUUGGAUACUUCAGUGUCUCACGAGUCUUAACGGGGAUCCAUCGGUGGGUGGUAGGUGGCCAACAACGGAAGACGAGGCUUUCGACGAAAUAAAUGACCGUGAGAUAUUCCGUGCGGUUGUUCAGUCGAUGCGUGAAUGGGAAGCACACAAAAAGCACAACCGUCGUUGGAAGAGGGAAGCCUCAAGAGUUUGCUACGAAGAUGUGGGCUGCUUUGAGGACACGGGACCGUUUGGUUACCUGGAAAUGUUGCCAUCACAUCCGAAGGAGGUCGGCACCAGAUUUUUGGUGUACGGUAGCAGAAAAGCGAGAUCAAUCCCUAUGGAUGUCCCAGCAGAGGAGAUCGCUGACAAAGCUUUUCAGGCCAUUGACCCAGAACUUCCUACCAAGGUCAUCGUUCAUGGAUUUGGAUCCAGCUGCGAUCACGUUUGGGUGUAUGAGAUGAGAUCUGCUUUAAUGUCCGUUCAUGAGUGCAAUAUAGUCUGCGUUGAUUGGGGUCCAGGAAGCGCAGUUCCAAAUUACGUUAGGGCUGCAGCAAAUACGCGGCUCGUUGGUCGUCAGCUUGCCAAACUCAUCCGGAAGUUAAACGUUCCUUUUGAAAAAGUUCAUCUCAUCGGAUUCAGUCUUGGUGCUCAUGUCGCUGGAUUCGCUGGAGCAGAGCUUGGGAAUGUUUCUCGUAUUACGGGGCUGGAUCCAGCUGGACCACUUUUUGAGGCUCAAGAUCCAAGAGCAAGACUUGACGCAACCGACGCCAGUUUCGUCGACGUUAUUCACAGCAAUGGAGAACAACUCCUCCUCGGGGGUUUGGGAUCCUGGCAACCCAUGGGAGACGUUGAUUUCUAUCCGAAUGGUGGCCGGAUGCAGACAGGAUGUUCGAAUCUAUUCCUCGGUGCCGUUUCCGAUAUCAUUUGGUCUGGUGCCGUCGAGGGAAGGUCUUUGUGCAACCACAGAAGAGCUUACAAACUCUUCACAGAUUCUGUGAGUCCCAGAUGCCGUUUUCCAGCAUUUCCGUGCGAUCACGGAUACGACGGUCUUAUAAAGGGCGACUGUUUUCCCUGCGGCAUAAAUGGUGCAGAUAGACCAUGUGGUGAUAUGGGAUAUUACAGCGACGAAUCUACCGCUCGGGGCCAACUCUACUUGGUCACAAGAGACGAGGAACCUUUUUGCGCUCAUCAGUAUCAGUUGAAAAUGUAUAAUAGUCGAGGAGAAAGACCAGCCAGAAGUUACGGAAAACUGCAAGUUUCUUUAAUCGGGGAAGGAACUCUUAACGAAACAUUCACCAUGACUCGUAAAGACGAUGAAGAACUCCUGGUUGGAGCAAUUCUGCAGAAGAUAGUCGUACCUCAUCCAGCAGUUGCAGAUCUGGAAGCCAUAGAGGUCAAGUAUACCGCGUACAGUGGAUGGAUUUCCUCCGGUCUGGUAUCAUGGAGUAUUGACAAGGUCUCAAUAAUCGAUAGCUUUGGGAAGAGUCUUUCGGUAUGCAAAAGGGGUUUGAUGCUGGAAUCUGGUCGCCCGAUUUAUCUACCCCUGUACCCAGGCGAGUGUAACAUACCUCCCGAUCCUGAGACAACCACAACGCCUCAAACAACGCCAUAUGAAGAACAGUUCCCUCCGGAAAAGCAAGGGGGUAUCGGCCCGUUUACAAAAGAACAGAACUACGAGAAGGAAACUUACCUGACUGAGAUCGUUACCGAGAAACAGCAGACUCGGCCUCAGAAAGGUUUGGGACCUUUUACCAAGGAUCAAAAUCCGAAGCCAUACGGUAAAGCGGGCUUUAAGUCGCAAGAUGGUUUUGGCAAUUCAAAGAAGAUCUUUGUCAAAGACACAUCUGUGGAGAGCGCGCCAGAUACACCAAAUCCAUGGGCGAUAGCUGACCUAGCUGACGGAGAUUCGAAUUCUCUUGAAAAUUCUGACGUAGAAAGUGGUAGAGGUUUUUCGGAGAGUACUUCCCUGCAAAGAACACCAACCACCACGAUUGAUCCAAGAACUUUUGAGACUUCUACGACAAGUUUAUACGGCGAAAUUCGGGAGCCAGUUCUGAAGCUCUUCGGAAAGGAGACUGGAAGGUCAUUAAAGCUUCCAGAAAUCACUGAACCAAUCCUCAGGCCCAGACCCGCGAGGCAAAAUGAAAAAAAUAACGGGAUCAGACGCAGCAGUAGAGGAAAACAGCACACGGAUUUGGUUCAAGAAAAUACUUCGAGAAGUUUUACCGUUCAAUUUCUGCCAGAAAGAUUAGCCGGUAUCUUGGCACACGCUGAAAGAUACGCAAGGCAGACUCUUCUGCCAUUAAUUUCACAGUAUACUCCCAGUUUCGUUGGGGGGCCGAGGUAUAAUCAACCAACGUACUUUCCUCCUUUGGGUGACAUCGUCAAUGAAAGUUUAGAGGAUUCGAAUUCGAGAGAGAUUGUGAAUGCAGAACAUGCCCCUUUGUCUAGCAGGGAGAACUCUGAUGAAGAGAGUUCUUCAUCAAUCGAGCAGAAUACUAGAGUGGGAAAGACCCUCGAUCCUGAAAACGUUUUUGCAAGAAAUAACCCGGACCAGAUCGCUAGUAUAAGUUCAUCAGAGGAGCUUACCACAGAGUCCUCCGAACUGAAAACUUCGAGUGAAAAUGGAAUUGGGGUAGUUUUAGACGCAAAUACGAAAGACAAUCAAGAAGCAACUCCUGAAACAAUUGUAGAGCCUAAACUGGGUAACUCUUCGCUUAGUAGCCGGGAGUCUGAGGGUAGAUGGCUAACGGAAGAAGGUACUUCUUGGUCUAAGGAAGAGGCUGGAGCCGGUCCCGAAACAAAAAUUGAUGAUUGGAUACCGAUUGUACCCGCAGAAGGGCGUCAGUCCCAAAAACCGGUUAGCUCACCCCCAGCAAAAGAUGAUGCAGACCGCAAGUUCAUUCCUCUACUCGACUUUGCCAAUCCUGACGAAUUCUUUGCGUCUUCCACAUCCAAGAGUGCCAAUGAAAUUCCAGGGAAUUCAUCGACAGAAGAUGAUGGUUUUGUCGGAAGCACAACCACUCAGUCAUCUACGCAUAUUCAAAAGAUACCUGCCCGAUUUGACAUCAAGGAUGGUGUAAAAACACCGAAAUCUCUUGUCUCCACUGUAUUUCCAUAUAUUUACGAAAGAAAAAACGAUCCUAGGACGAGGUAUAUUCCACUUCUUCCCGAUGAGGAUAUGCGGCCUUCUGGUCUGGCGUUCGAGAAAACUCGUUGAGCCCCUAUAGCCGCAACGAUAAGUCUUUCCUCAGUUUCCUGAAUCGCACGAUCCGUUCAUUUUGCUCAUUUUUAUUUUUUCU